Molecule: messenger RNA, 1266 nt
Organism: Histoplasma capsulatum G186AR
Lineage: Eukaryota; Fungi; Ascomycota; Eurotiomycetes; Onygenales; Ajellomycetaceae
Product: osmosensor protein
Exons: 4
Coding region: 1-888 (295 amino acids)
Molecular function (GO): protein binding
Source: RefSeq, a predicted model, not a curated record
AUGGCUCGCAUGGAUUUCAAUAAUAUUGUUGGCGAUCCCUUCGCCCUGAUAACGAUUUCAACAUCCCUGGUAUUCUGCUCUCGGCUUCUUUUCCCUUGGGGUGUUCGUAGGAGGAUGAUAAGUCUUUCCAGUGUCAGUUGGAUUUGGAUUCGAAAUGCUAACGACUCGUUUCUCGUCGAAAACGUAGAUAGCAUGGCUAUUAUCCUUCGCCACAUCGUCGGUUAUCUCGCUGCGGGCUUGACUUUUACAACGCUUGCCGUCAAUUCGCUGAUCUAUGACGAUCAGGCCUCCAAGCAGGCUGGUGCUGCGGGAUUCAUUCUCCAAUCCAUGGUUACUAUCGUCUGGAUAUUCUACUUCGGAUCCUCCAGCCAGACUUCAUCCCGUCCUUACCUUGACUCGAUGGGUGCCGGCAAGGAACACCCCUCCUAUCGCAACAGCAAGCCCCUGUCCACCAACUACGGUGCGCGGCCAGAGACGGUUGUCUCUGGUAACCAACCCCCCCAGAUGUAUACCUCUGCCCAACUCAACGGCUUCGAAACCUCCUCCCCUGUGUCCGGCUACCCCCCGACCGCUGCCAACGGCGCUGAAAAUGGCACCCAAAACCGCUUUGUCGGACCCGCCAUUGGCUCGCAGAGUAAUCUUGGCGGUGGAAGUACUCUUGGUGCCGACCACCCAUCGACUCCUAACGAAGUUAGCCAGCCAACCGUGUACCCGUACCGCGCCAAGGCCAUAUACUCGUACGAAGCGAACCCGGACGACGCGAAUGAGAUUAGUUUCUCAAAGCAUGAGAUUCUUGAUGUGUCAGAUGUGAGCGGGCGGUGGUGGCAGGCAAAGAAAGCGAGCGGGGAGACGGGGAUUGCGCCGUCGAAUUACCUUAUUCUGAUAUAGGUUCCUUUGUUCUUUUUAUGCUUUAGUUAUUUUCUUGCAAUUUUCCAUUUUCCAUUUUCGAUUUUUAUUUGUACUCAAUUCAAUUCGAUUCGAUUCGAUAUUAUUUUUUUAUUAUUCAUCUGAUGUUUUCUUUUGUUUGUACCUGUCAUUCUUCAUUCUAAGCUUUUUUUUUUUUUUUUUCGUUUGUUCGUUUUCAUGGAAAAAAAAGGUUUUAUUUUGGGGGAGGGAGAGGGAUAUAUGAUUUUCAUUUCUUACCAUCUUUUCUUCAACUUCUCUUUUUGACUCUCUCUCCCUCCCUUUCCAGUGGCAUGACUAUGCUCUCUUUUGUAUGUUGUAUGUGUAUGCAGUCUCACGUGUAUGUAUCUCGCUCACUCUCUC